ACACCAUCACACUAAGCAGUGGAUUGAGAGUGAGACGGGGAUACAUGGAUGGGGAGGGGGCGGUUGCACCAUUGGGGAAGAGGAGAGAGAGAGAGGGCGAUACCGAGCACCAGUGGCAGGCAAACACACCCGUCAGCCGCGUGCAGAGGAGAGAAAAAAAGGCAGCACGGACAAAAGAAACAUGGAUGCAUUAGAGAAGUAUCCACUCAAACACAUAACGGAAUGGACGUGCCGUUCUUCCUGCACCUAACGGGGAACGAAUUAGCCUAUUUGAAUGCGGUGGUGCGAGGCGAGGUAUUGCAAGCUAAAAAGGCGGAAAGCAGUAUUUAAUCCGUCUGCGGAUCCCAUGAGCUUGCAAUGGCUGUUAUGGGGAUAUGUAGCUGUAUAGGAAACAAUGUGGCUCUUUCUUUUGUUGUAUUUUUAUUUUUGUGUGGCCUUUCACUUGGACAACUACGGUACUCUAUACAGGAGGAGUUAGAAAAUGGAGCGGAGGUGGGGGAUCUUGUGCAGGACUUGGGGUUGGAUAUUCGAAAGCUCUCCAAUCGAAAGAUAAAGGUAACCACCAGUGGAAAACGGUAUGUGGAUGUCAAUCCCCAAAAUGGGAAAUUACUUGUCAAUGAAAGAAUCGACAGAGAGACGCUGUGUGAUUUGAGCAGCACCUGUCUUAUACAUUUAGAGGUGCUUGUUGAAAACCCAUCCGAGGUGCACAAUGUCGAGGUGGAGAUUGUGGAUGCGAAUGACAAUGCGCCGCAGUUCCCUAGUGACGAGUAUCAAUUGGAAAUUGCAGAAUCGGCUUUACCAGGGUCUCGUUUCCCCAUUGAGAACGCACUGGAUCCGGAUGUGGGAUCCAAUUCCGUUCGUCUGUAUCGACUCAGCCCAAACGAACACUUCGCACUUGAUUCCAACAAGCCCUCCCUCAAUAGCAAGAACAUUGAGCUCGUGCUCAAAAAGCCCCUUGACCGUGAGCUGGCGCCUUACCACCAAUUCAUUCUGACUGCUGCAGAUGGCGGAACACCAGCAAAAACCGGUUCAGCUCUAAUUAAUGUGCGAGUCCUGGACACCAAUGACAACGUUCCUGUAUUUGACAGCUCAGUGUACAAAGUCAAAUUGUUAGAAAACUCACCAAAAGACACACUGGUCAUCAAAUUGAACGCCACAGACCAUGACGAGGGUACCAAUGGGGAGGUCUAUUACUCUUUCAGCAGCUACACUCCUGAGAGAGUCAGACAGAUGUUCAGCAUGGACAGCAACACGGGAGAGAUCAGAGUGAGGAGCAUUGUGGACUACGAAGAAACCAACUCUUAUGAGAUGUACAUCCAGGCCAUGGAUAAAGGCCCUGGUGCUGUGGCAGCCCACUGUAAGGUGGUGGUGGAGGUGGUGGAUGUGAAUGACAAUGUCCCAGAGAUAGUCCUGUCCUCUCUCUCCAGCCCAGUGAGGGAGGAUGCCCGGGCUGACACCGUGGUGGCCCUGAUCAGUGUCACAGACCGGGACUCUGGUGCCAACAAACAGGUGAACCUGGAGAUACCGCUGGGCCUGCCCUUCAAGAUCAAGUCCUUCAGAAACUACUACACCCUGGUCACCUCCGCCUUCCUGGAUCGCGAGACCACUGCUGCCUACAAUGUCACCCUUAGCGCCACUGACGGCGGCACCCCACCCCUCUCCUCCCAGAAGACCAUACAGGUGGAUGUGGCUGAUGUGAAUGACAACCCGCCGCGCUUCGAGCAGACCUCCUACACGGUCUAUGUGACUGAGAACAAUGCCCCCGGGGCCUCGCUGUGCACCGUGAAGGCCCAGGACUCCGAUGUCAACGAGAACGCACGCAUCACCUACACUGUCCUCAAUGACAACAACCACGGUAUCCCCGUCACCUCCUAUGUCUCUGUGAAGGCCGACACGGGAGAGGCAUAUGCCCUGCGCGCCUUUGACUACGAGUCACUCAGGGAGUUCCACUUCCAGGUCAAAGCUCAGGAUGGGGGCAUCCCGCCCCUCAGCAGGGUAGCCACUGUCUACAUCUACAUCAUGGACCAGAACGACCACAUUCCUGAGAUUGUCAAACCUCCAGGCAACGGCACACGCUCUAUAGAGACAGUGCUGAAGAAUGCUGAGGCUGGCGUCCUGGUGACCAAGGUGGUGGCGUAUGACGCAGACGCGGGUCCCAACGCCUGGCUGAUCUAUGUGUUGGAUCAGUCCACAGACUUGGACCUGUUCAAGGUGCAUGAACACACAGGGGAGAUCCGCACCACACGCAGGGUCCUGGAGGAUAACUCCACCUCCUUCAGCCUGACUGUACUGGUGAGAGACCACGGCCAGCCUCCUCUCUCCUCCACCGCCACCGUCAAUGUGGCCGUCAUGGAGGUGCCACCCAAGGUGACCCCUGACCCCAAGAGGGUCAUCCGGCCCCACAGCACCCUGCUCUUCUCCAAUGUGACCCUCUACCUGAUCGUGGCCCUGAGCGCCACCACCUUUGUGUUCCUGGUGACCGUGGUGGUGCUGGCCAUCGUGCGCUGCCAUGCCUACUGCACCCAGCCUGGUUCCUGCUCCCCCUGCUGUGUGUCCCAGAAGACCCCCCCUGAUGGCGGGAGCAGCAGCACAGUAGGUGGUUCUGGGGGUGGAGGUGGUGGCGGGGGACAACCCAAUAACAAUGUGGCGCUGCGGAGAGACCUCAAAGUGGAGCCUCACUACAUUGAGGUGCGUGGGAAUGGCUCCAUGACCAAGACCUACUGCUACAAGACCUGCCUGACGGCCACCUCAGGAAGCGACACCUUCAUGUUCUACAACACAGGUCGACCCAUCAGCGGCACCUGGGGUUCCGAGCGCUUCUUCACCGGCGGAAGCGGGUUUGUACGGAGACUGAGCAUGCCCGAUGCUUCAUUGCAAGUCUGUCCAGAGCCGAAGGCCCCAAAUGCUGACUGGCGAUACUCCACUUCUUUGAGGGCAGGGAUACAGAGCUCGGUCCAUAUGGAGGAGUCGUCAGUGAUGCAGGGAGCCCAGGGGAUGCUGGUCCAGAACUGGCCCACAGUGUCCAGCGCCGCAGAUGGUGAGGGGGGCGAGCUGUCCCCUCCGGUUGGAGCUGGCAUCGACAGUAACAGCUGGCACUUCCGUUACGGGCCUGGCCCAGGCUACGGCCCCCCUCAGGUUCUGAGGCCUGGAGAGAUCCCCCCCGAAGCCUUCAUCAUCCCCGGCUCCCCCGCCAUCAUCUCUAUCCGCCAGGGCCAGGGAGGAGAGGAUGACAAGAGCGACUUCAUCACCUUCGGCAAGAAGGAGGAUGCCAAGAAGAAGAAAAAGAAGAAGAAGGACAAGAAAGACAAGAAAGACAAGGGGAAGGAGGAUGUGGACGAGUAGAGGAGAAAGGGGAGAUAUGAAAACAGAGCUACCAACUAAAGUUCAAAUAACAGAUGCAAGACAAAAAUCCAAGUGUAUAUUUUAGAAGCAGGAGAGCCUCCCUGUGGUGUGUUUGCAUAGUUAAGUCUGUCCAGCCAAGUCCCCAUUAGCAGAGGCCUAUCUCUAUGAAACAGCCAAUUGUAGCCUCUGCCAGGUUGGCCCUCCGAGGCUUCCAUACCUCUGGGCUAUUAAACAGGCUUCAUACGGGAUUGAAUAGGUUGUCAUUAGCAAGACAUUUGCUGAAAGAAAAUACUGUUUCUAAUCAAACAAAAAUACAUUUGAUUAGAAGAACCUUUCCACAAUGACGAUUAAUGUACUCAACUUUCCCUGCCCCACUCUUUCAUGUAUAAAAUGCCAUAUGUGAGAGAAACCUCACACACCAUUUUAAUGCCAUUACUAUGACUAGUGUUACAGUCCUGCCAGCCACCUCCCCAAACUGACCUGAAAUGGGAUGCUCUUCCCUGGCCAUUCUUGCCCCAUGUUGGCAUCUCUGUCUUUACUCUGCCCCCUGUCUCCUCUGAUCUCCUGAUUGGAGGGGGAGAGGAGGAGCUCAAUCGGACAAAGAGUGAAACAAAGGCUCUCUUCUCCAAUAACAUGGAGGCCUUGUGAAAAAAAAAGGAAUUACACAAUAGUUAUUUUAUACAAAAUAUAAAUAAGAGAAAGUGACCCAAACAAGACACCUGACAUCUGUGUAUGUAGUGUAGGGUGAGCUGUGUGAGAUUAGAAUGGGUUGAGAUUAGUGUUGGCCGAGAUUGAAGGCUGGAUUAGACUGCCCAGGUUAUUUUCAGUGCGUGCUGAAGCCGUGGUGUUUCAUGCCUGGCACGGUUGGCACUGUUGGCAGCACAGGGCAGGGGCGAAAUACCUGGCCCCAUCUCCUCACCUAGAACAGACAAUAGGUCAGAGGGGCCUUGAACCCACAGUGUGCCACACACAGCCACAAUAACUACCACACAUACGCUCACACUAGACAGUCAGGGCUGCCAUGCACACACCUCUCUGGAUACUAUAGAUCUCUAACCCAGCCAAAAGGCUGGGGCAUAGCAGUGGCCUCUUUGCUAUGGAUGUGUAAUAAACUCAGCAAAAAAAGAAACGUCCUCUCACUGUCAACUGCGUUUAUUUUCAGUAAACAUAACAUGUGUAAAUAUUUGUAUGAACAUGACCAGAUUCAAAAACUGAGAAAUAAUUUGAGCAAGUUCCACAGACAUGUGAUUAACAGAAAUGGAAUAAUGUGUCCCUGAACAAAGGGGGGGUCAAAAUCAAAAGUAACAGUCAGUAUCUGGUGUGGCCA
This is a messenger RNA of Oncorhynchus tshawytscha (Chinook salmon), 4669 nucleotides long. Its product is annotated as protocadherin alpha-C2. The record is from RefSeq and is a predicted model, not a curated record. The transcript is spliced from 4 exons. Gene Ontology annotation, biological process: homophilic cell-cell adhesion. Lineage: Eukaryota; Metazoa; Chordata; Actinopteri; Salmoniformes; Salmonidae. Gene Ontology annotation, molecular function: calcium ion binding. The coding region runs from base 358 to 3342 and encodes 994 amino acids. Gene Ontology annotation, cellular component: plasma membrane.